AUGACACAUUAUCAGGACUCGUACCCAAAGUUGACCCACGCUCCGAUCCUUGUGACCGUGAACGUCGGUACCGACAACGAGAUCGGGACCGUCUCCUCUGCCGGAGUGAUCGUCGACACCGGACCAAACCCUCACAGCCUGAGCGAGCAACCGCCGCGACCGUCAUGCCGUGUAUUGGCGGAAUCUGUCAAGAAACCUUCACAGCCAACCAAUGAAGGAAUCCCCGUAGACAUCCAUGUCAUGAUCUACAACUACAUCCUCAACACCGAAGCCGACAUUUCCCUUCGCUCGGCCUCCGAGAUGAGAGCCCAGCUCAGUCCCAGACGCGGUGGGCCCGGUCUGCCGACCCACACGUGGCCUGAAACGGGUAUACCGAUGUACCACCAACCACACGUGCGAAAUCAUCAACGGACGGAGUUCACUCCCAGCGACCCGCGCGCCCCGAAUCGCGUUGCUCGAAAACACAGCCAUCGAGUCCGCAUCGCGCGGGAUCAACCGGGGAAGCCACAGACAUCUUCGGCGCCCACAACCACCACUUCCACCACUACUCCUGCGUGCGAAGCGUUCCCGGAGCCGCGAUCGAACCUCCUGACGACUCUGCCCCGGCCGGGUGCCCUUUUCCGAUACGCGAUUGCACGUCACGAGGAGUCUCGGUCCGGACUACCGCAACAGCCACCACCACCACCGGACGGAUGCCGCCGCCGCGAACGACACGGACAGCUGCAUGGCGCGUCACAUCAUCCACAUCCGCGAAGCGUGUCCCCCACUCCCGACGUCCUCGCCGUCCAUCUUCCCCCGGCCACCGCUGCCACCGCAAUUCCAUUCACGGGCCGGACGGCUCUGACACAUGGCGAACUAGGGAAGCGACCCGAUCGGCUCAGCGUCGUCUCCACGUCGCCCUCUAGCGCCGUCGCGGUCUUCGCGCCGGGGGCUGACGGGGGAGGGGUGUGGCGUUUGCGCCGUUGCGAUCGGAACCGGGUCACCGUAUCAGAAUGGCAGUUCGGCGGUGUGGAGGCUCGGCCGGGGGACCGGGUUCGGGUUUUGGAGUUGGACUGGGAGACGGUUUUGGAGGAUGAGGGGGGUGAGGAUCGGGAUACUAGUACUGACCGGGAAGAUGCUGCGGAGGGGGGAUGUCGGGCUGUUGUGGAUCGGAGUGGGUGGUGA
Letharia columbiana is the source of this 1164-nucleotide messenger RNA. RefSeq lists its product as uncharacterized. The record is from RefSeq and is a predicted model, not a curated record. The transcript is spliced from 2 exons. NCBI's taxonomy places the organism in Eukaryota, Fungi, Ascomycota, Lecanoromycetes, Lecanorales, Parmeliaceae. The coding region runs from base 1 to 1164 and encodes 387 amino acids.